Molecule: messenger RNA, 1158 nt
Organism: Neoarthrinium moseri
Lineage: Eukaryota; Fungi; Ascomycota; Sordariomycetes; Amphisphaeriales; Apiosporaceae
Exons: 2
Coding region: 1-1158 (385 amino acids)
Molecular function (GO): starch binding
Source: RefSeq, a predicted model, not a curated record
AUGAUCUCAACGAUUUCUCCUUUGCUCUUUGCCACCCUGGUAUUUGGCCAUGGCUACUUGACUAUUCCAUCUAGUCGUACCCGGCUUGGUUUCGAAGCCGGCACGGACACCUGCCCAGAGUGCACCAUACUAGAACCUGUCUCAUCGUGGCCAGAUCUUGAUGUCGCCCCGGUAGGAAGAAGUGGCGUAUGCGGGUACAAUGCUCGCGUGAGCGUUGAUUAUAACUACCCCGGCAGUGCGUGGGGCACAAGCACGGUAGCUACCUACUCACCUGGUCAGGUUGUCGACGUUCAGUGGUGUGUGGAUGCCAACGGUGACCAUGGAGGAAUGUUCAGUUACCGCAUUUGCCAGGACCAGAGUAUUGUUGAUAAGUUCUUGACUCCUGGUUACGUGCCGACCGAGGCUGAAAAGCAAGCUGGACAAGACUGCUUCGACGCCGGACUUCUAGACUGUACCGAUGUGUCUGGUCAGAGCUGUGGAUACAACCCGGAUUGUACAUCCGGUCAAGCAUGCUACCGGAAUGACUGGUUCACAUGCAACGCCUUCAAUGCUAACGACAGACGGUCAUGUGAAGGUGUGGACAACGCUGGUCUCAACUCUUGCAAGACGACUAUUGCUGGCGGGUACUCAGUGACGAAGAAGAUCAAGAUUCCCGACUUCACGUCCAACCACACUCUACUCCAGUUCAAGUGGAAUUCCUUCCAGACUGGACAGAUAUACUUGUCAUGCGCGGAUAUUGCCAUUUCAGGGGGUGGCUCAACCCCAGAAACGACGCUCAAGACGUCCACGACAUCUGUCACGAAGACGAGUACUGCGGCGCCAUCAGCAACGGCUUGCAAUAACGCUGCUAGCGUUUCUGUGACUUUCAACGAGGCAGUCACUACAUCAUUUGGUCAGACAAUAAAGAUUGUUGGCUCUAUUCCUGCUCUGGGCAGCUGGAACGUAGCAUCCGCGCCCGCGCUAUCUGCUGCAGCAUACACUAGUACCAACCCUCAGUGGUCUACUACUCUGAGCUUGGCUGCGGGCACCUCCUUCGAGUACAAGUUUGUGAAGGUGGAGUCCACUGGCGCCGUGACUUGGGAGAGCGACCCGAAUCGCUCGUACACAGUCUCGUCGUCUUGCGCAACUACAGCUACUGUCGGGGCAUCCUGGCGAUGA